Messenger RNA from Aspergillus terreus NIH2624, 1380 nucleotides. RefSeq lists its product as uncharacterized. Lineage: Eukaryota; Fungi; Ascomycota; Eurotiomycetes; Eurotiales; Aspergillaceae. The coding region runs from base 1 to 1380 and encodes 459 amino acids. The record is from RefSeq and is a predicted model, not a curated record. The transcript is spliced from 2 exons.
AUGCGAGGAAUAACACUACUUCUUUUGGUGGGCGCUGCUGCCAAACCCGCCAUCCCAAACCAGGAUGCCAGCACGAGUAUCCAACAGUCCACCGACUUGGAUACAUGCAGCACUACAUCGACCAGUAGGCAAUGGUUAAUCAUAUGUGGCACUAGCAUUUUCUGGCCAACGUCAACCGACUAUUUCUAUGGCCCCACCACAGGCCCGAAGGCCUCUGCAGUGUCCUGCAAUGCCGCAUGGGUCCAAUUUGACGAGCGUGCCAGAGGACUAGAAUCUCUGGGCGCCACAUCCACGUCCACCUCUUUCCCCUCAUAUAUCACCAGCACCGGAGCUUGUAACACCAAUAUCCGUGGCGAAGGCCUUCAUGACACUCAUACUGGUCCAGUCACCACUCUCUGUGAUGGGGUUCCACGCGCACUAGGCCCUCGAGAAUCUAUAACGGAAUUUUGGCCUGGCACUGGGCCUUGCAGCUCAUUCAUGGUCACCGAGACCAGCACUACAUUAGUCUAUCGGUCGCCUUCACCCACACCGAAGUGCAAACUGAAUACACGAGAUUGCAUCCCCGUCUGGCAGACCUACAAUAGUCUACAGCAAGCUUAUUAUUCCUCCAUCACGACAGAGAUUCCCGGAGAUACCAAGAGUCCUAUUCGACCGGGAAGGUGUCCAUCCACGAAGCGUACCACUACGACCGCCGAUGCAUGCAACAAUUGCCAUUAUCUCCCAGAUACAGCAACCCUUUUUUACUGGCCUGUGAGUACCGUUAGCGGUGACCUCUGUCUGCAAAACGGAAGCACUGUUCCUGCCACUCCGACAGCAGACGGGCCUAAUACUGCCGUUGUUAACGGGAACACCUUCGUCUCGCCAACCGUUUACGUCUCAUUCACAAGCAUCUACGCCAGGGGUAAUUCACGUUCCCACCCCAAUGGUGCCUGCGGCGACGAUCACAAAGAUGUCAUUAUUUCAGUCGAUCCCGGGUCAGUCACAUCGUACCGUCACCACACCAACGCGAGAUAUCCAAGGAUUGGAACAGCAUAUCCCUUUAACUUUGCCGAGUUUCAACCGCAUCCGGUCGGGAAUUACACGAUGUCCCUCAUCCCAUGGGAGCAGUAUCUUGGGGGGUCGCAGUGUGUUCUGGGAGGUGGUGGUUGUACCAUGAUUCGCGACGACUAUCUCCCUUGGAUGGAGAUACCAGAUGUUAUGACGCAGAUUGAUCCCCGAUGGACUUCAUGCCAUCGAUCAUGGUAUUUGCCACCGGUCAGUCUAGUUCCACUGGUGGGUGGACUCGAGCCACAACAGACAGGCGUUGCAAAGGCUACCCAAAAGACGCAGGCUGCUCCGAUGUCCGGACUGACAGCGCCGACUCCGAAACCUACUCAUUGA